This is a messenger RNA of Adineta ricciae, 1110 nucleotides long. The record is from the annotation of a GenBank genome assembly. Lineage: Eukaryota; Metazoa; Rotifera; Eurotatoria; Adinetida; Adinetidae.
AUGUCGAACAAUGAUCAAACAAUUCAGUUUCCAGUUGCACUGAAACCUCUCCUAACGGACUUUGUUGUGAAUGUUUUACGCGAGCGAAUUCCAUCGGAACAACUCUCUUCUUAUGCAGUACAAUACUUUUCUGCCAAACAAAAUAGUAAUUCACAUGGAACAGAGCAAACAGGUCUAUUUUUAACAAAUCAAACCAACGAAAAAUCGAAUGAAAGUGUCGCAAAUCUCAGUAAUGAGAAACAACGACGGCAAUCUGUUUGGGGUGGUUCCCCGGAUCCGAAUCGUGACCUAACUGACAAGAUUGUUAUAAAGGACCCGGACGUGUUCGAAAGGUUAUGCCGAAUUGUACAAGAUACUGUCAUUUACGUCGGCGACGAUCCCUCAUUAGUGAAACAAUUUGUCAAAUAUUUAUCACCGAAGAAUGUUCUGAAAAACGAAGAGAUCAUUCGACAAGGUGACGAAGGUGAUUAUUUUUAUUGUAUUGAAUCCGGUAAAUAUGAUGUUAUUGUCAACGGAAAGAAGGUUUCAGAACUUGAUAACAAAGGAUGCUUCGGAGAGAUCGCAUUACUUUACAGUCAACCACGUACAGCGACUGUCAUAGCGACAACUGACGGUCAAUUAUGGUCCAUUGAUCGAGAUACAUUUUCAACUCUGACAGUUUCCUUUGCAAUAAAACAACGUGAAAAAUAUCUGAAAUUUCUUCACACAAUUAACUUUAUUCAAACAUUCUAUUCUCGUGGUUGGCUGAAUGACAAUCGUCUGGAAGAUCUAGCCGAUGCUCUACGCCCACGCUAUUACUCAACCAGCCAGAUAAUCAUUCAACAAGGUGAUACAGAUGCGUAUGAAAUGUUUUUCAUCGAACACGGAUCGGUGAAAGUAACACGAAAGGAAAAAGACGGAUCAAUACGAGAGUUGAAAACAUUGCAACCGGGAAAAUGUUUUGGCGAACUAGCAUUGUUGGAAAAUAAACCGCGUUAUGCAACAGUGACAGCAUUGGAAAAAUGUCGUUUGGCGACGUUAGAUGCGACAUCGUUUGAGAAUUUACUUGGCAUUGAAUUGAAAAUGAAAUUGAAAGAAUUUGUUGAAAAAGAAUACGCAACGGGAACAUAG